CAUCUAUUAGUAAUGAAGACUUAACUAGUAGGUCUAAUACAGCCGCGGUAAAACAUGAUUACACGUUUUAUUGCUCACUCUUGCACAUCUUUCCUCCCACGAAGCUGCUUCUGUAUGCUUCCUUUUUUGUGUGCUCGUUUCAAAUUUGGAAUCCUUUUCUGCAUUUAUGAAGGGGCUGUAGCGUUUUCUAUUUGACAUCGUGGCAGACACGUAUUUUGUUAUUUUCUGUAAAUAAUCUGUUUAGAAAAUAAUUAUGUUUGGAACAUAAGACUGUCUGACUGGCUGGUAUUAUUUGCAGCCUGGACAAAUCACAUACAUUAUUAGCAUCGCUUAACCUUCACGCGGGCUACAUUGAGCAGAGCUAGCUGCCUGCCUGUUGUCCGACUGGGUACUGUCCGCGGUGCUGAACGGUGUUGAAGGUCGGCGCCUGUCUUGUUCCCUCGGUUCUUCCUGAUUUUACUGCACGCUGCCCCGUAACAUUUCCACCAAAUUAGGAUUACAUACACUGUUUUUCUGCACGGACACGGCUCUUCCCGUUGUUACCAUGGGUUAUGUGGGUAUGCAACUUGUGCCGAAAACAACAAGAAAUCCUAACCAAGUCGGGGGCGUGGUUCUACAGCGGCGCCGCAGGGCCACGGGGCGGGUCUGAGGGCCCCAGGGGUCGACGUCACGAGGAGGCUCCCCAGGAGAAGAAGGCCAAACUGCAGCAGGAUCUCCUCUACCAGGGGCCCCCAGGGGACGUAUCAGCAGACAGAAGCAGACCUCCCGGACUCCCCAGACAAGGCUCCCUCAACAACGGCUCAGGGCUGAGGCUCUCAGGUCCAGGACAGGACAUAGACAGGAAACGAAGCCCAUCAGCAUCCAGGGAUCCAAACCAAAGAUACGACCAAAGGGAGGAGCGGGGUCAGUAUGCCCCGGGGGACGGCACCAUGCCCAGAUCACCGUCCGACUAUGGGGAUGGGGACCCUCGGCGUGGGGCCCCACGGAGGUACCAAGAUGCUGAGGCGGCGCGGGGGGAGUACCGUGGUGGGCGUGGCCGCUGGCGCUCCCAUGAGGACUACCCUCUGGACCAGGACGGGCCCUAUCCUCUAGACGGGCCCUACCCUCUAGACGGGCAGCCCAAUGAGUACGAGCUGCAGCGCCAGCGCCAGGAGGAGUACCAGACACGCUACCGCUCCGACCCCAACCUGGCCCGUUACCCCGUCAAGCCCCAGCCCUACGAGGAGCAGAUGAGGAUGCAUGCUGAGGUGGGCCGGGCCAGGCACGAGAGGCGCCACAGUGAUGUGUCUCUGGCCUACACAGAGCAGGACGAGCCCCAGGGACCAAUCCGCCUGUCCAGACAGCACCUGACCGAGCGCCGGCCGCCCAUGGUGGGCCAACGCUCCUACUCCAUGGACAGAAACUCCCCCACCCCUGGAGGCCACCCCCGGACCUCCAACCACAGCCCCCCCACCCCACACCGCAGCCCCGUGCUGGGGGACAGGUCAGGGGACAUGAGGCGGGGGCCAGGGGAGCCAAUAGGGUUCAGGGGUCAUGAUUAUCUGGACCCCAGCUCUGCAGUCAGGAAGACCAAGAGGGAGAAGAUGGACACCAUGUUGAGGAACGACUCUCUGAGCUCUGACCAGUCCGAGUCCAUCAGGCCGCCGCCACCAAAGCCCCACAAAACCAAAAAGGGGGGUAAGAUGCGGCAAGUGUCCCUGAGCAGUUCGGAGGAGGAACUGGCCACCACGCCGGAGUACACCAGCUGUGAGGACGUGGAGAUAGAGAGUGAGUCUGUCAGUGAGAAAGGAGAUUUGGAUGGCCACUGGUUGGACCAUGCGUCAUGGCAUAGCAGCGAGGCCUCCCCAAUGUCUUUGCAUCCAGUGACAUGGCAGCCCUCCAAAGAUGGGGAGCGCCUAAUAGGGCGGAUUCUGCUCAACAAGCGGAUGAAGGAUGGAAGUGUACCUCGAGACUCAGGAGCACUGCUGGGACUGAAGGUGGUGGGUGGAAAGAUGACAGAAUCUGGUAGACUUUGUGCUUUCAUCACUAAAGUGAGGAAAGGAAGUCUAGCGGAUACUGUUGGACACCUCAGACCAGGCGACCAGGUGCUGGAGUGGAACGGGAGGUUUUUACAAGGAGCCACAUUUAAAGAAGUUUACAAUAUCAUUCUAGAAUCAAAGCCAGAACCCCAGGUGGAACUGGUGGUCUCAAGGCCCAUAGGAGAUAUUCCUCGGAUACCAGACAGCACACAUGCACAACUGGAAUCAAGUUCGAGUUCCUUUGAGUCUCAGAAGAUGGAUCGCCCCUCUAUCUCUGUCACGUCUCCCAUGAGCCCCGGGAUGCUGCGGGACGCCCCCCAGUACCUGUCAGGACAGCUCUCAAGCCAAAGCCUUAGUAGAAGAACAGCGCCUUUUGUCCCUAGGGUCCAGGUCAAACUGUGGUAUGACAAAGUGGGCCAUCAGCUAAUAGUCACCAUCCUGGGAGCCAAGGACCUGCCUUCUAGGGAAGAUGGCCGCCCCAGGAACCCUUACGUCAAAAUCUACUUCCUCCCUGACAGAAGUUUGAAUUAUUGUUCCUCCAGCGACAAAAGCAAGAGGAGAACAAAAACGGUAAAGAAAUCCUUAGAGCCCAAAUGGAACCAGACCUUUAUGUAUUCUCCUGUGCACCGGCGGGAGUUCCGUGAGCGCAUGUUGGAGAUCACCCUGUGGGACCAGGCCAGGGUCAGGGAGGAGGAAAGCCAGUUCCUGGGAGAGAUACUGAUAGAGCUGGAGACAGCCCUGCUGGAUGAUGAGCCUCACUGGUACAAGCUGCAGACCCACGACGUGUCCUCCAUGCCCCUCCCCCGCGCCUCGCCCAACCCCCAGCGCAGACAGCUCCACGGAGAAAGCCCCACGAGGAGGCUACCCAUACAGAGAUCUCAGAGAAUCAGUGACAGUGAGAUCUCUGACUAUGACUGUGAAGACGGUGUUGGUGUAGUGUCAGACUACCGGCAGAACGGCAGGGACCUACAUAGUUCCACGUUGUCUGUCCCCGAGCAGGCGAUGUCAUCCAACCACUGCUCGCGGUCGGCAGACAUGAACCGGGCGCGGUCGCGGUCCCCCAGUGUCCCCCCUCCACAGAGCAGAAGCCUGGACCCCGGCUAUGACAUUGACCCCGCCUCGUCUCAGUACAGCUCCUCCAGUAGAGUGGACCGGCGCAGUGUGUCCGAUGACCACCACUCACCUGACAGCCGCAACCACCGCAUAUCCAACAUCAGUCGAGAAGAGGCUGUCAGGUUACUGCGCUCCACUAGGAUGUCCCGAGCCCACUCAGAGGGCGCGUACUCCUCCUCUGCUUCCGUCGACUAUGACUACAAGAGGAACCACGGAGCCGUUGACAGGCAUGUGUAUCACAGCAGGUCCAGGUCAGCUGACCAGCGUCCCGCGCUAGAGCGCACCACCACGGAGCGGCCCGACUCCGCCCUCAUGAGGUCCAUGCCGUCUUUACCCUCCGGACGCUCCGCCCCUCCCUCACCUGCCUUAACGAGGGCGAACCCCCGCAGCGGAUCGGCCCAAACCAGCCCUACCAGUACCCCCAUGUCUGACAGGAGAGGAGGUCGGCAACUACCACAGCUUCCACCCACAGGGACCAAGGGCAGAAGUGCUAUGGAUGUGGAGGAGAGGACCAGACAGAUGAAGCUGAAGGUGAACAAGUUCAAGCAGGGGGCCGGGUGCGACUCCAGACUGGAACAAGACUACAACAAGAGGAGGGAUGGUCAGCGGGGUUCAGACAACAUGUCAGCCAAGUCUUCGGACAGUGAUGUAAGCGACGUGUCCGCUGUGUCGAGAACCAGUAGUGCCUCUCGGUUCAGCAGCACGAGCUACAUGUCUGUCCAGUCAGAACGGCCGCGAGGAAAGCAGAAGAUCAGGAACCAAUCGCGGGAAGGGGAUGAACAUUUGGGGGAGGUGCUGGAGGAAGAGGAAGUUGGGCGAGAGGAAGUGGGGGGAGGAGCGGGGGGUACACAUAGAGGGCAGGGUAAACAGAGGGAAGGGGAGGAGGAGGCUAAAGAGGAAGGAGGUGAGAGGAGGACCACUGUAGUCACACAGAAGUCACAGGAGGAAGAGGAUGAAGAGGAAAUGCUGCGGAGGAGGUUCUCAGAGACUGACCUCAGGCAGUUGGGCACGUCGUCAGGGAGUAUGAACAUGACCAAGAGCACAAGCAUCGGUGGAGACAUGUGCAACCUGGAGAAGACGGACGGCAGCCAAUCGGACACGGGCGUGGGCAUGGUAGGCGGGGACGGGGACGGGGACAAGAAGAGACGCUCCAGUAUUGGUGCCAAAAUGGCGGCAGUGGUUGGCCUCUCGCGGAAAAGCAGGAGUACCUCUCAGCUCAGCCAAACAGCCGGUGGGAAGAAGCUUCGCAGCACCGUGCAGAGGAGCACAGAGACGGGCUUGGCCGUAGAGAUGAGGAGCAGGAUGACUCGGCAGGCCAGCAGGGAGUCCACCGACGGCAGCAUGAACAGCUACAGCUCCGAGGGAAACCUGAUCUUCCCUGGUGUGAGACUGUCCUCCGACGCCCAGUUCUCUGACUUCCUGGAUGGACUAGGCCCAGCCCAGCUGGUUGGACGACAGACGCUAGCUACACCACCCAUGGGUGACAUCCAGAUUGGAAUCGUGGACAAGAAAGGAGCGCUGGAGGUGGAAGUGAUCCGAGCCCGUGGCCUUGUGGGAAAACCAGGUUCCAAGGCACUGCCAGCACCAUAUGUAAAAGUGUAUCUUUUGGAAAACGGAGCCUGCAUAGCCAAAAAGAAAACAAAAGUAGCAAGAAAAACCUUGGAUCCCCUUUACCAGCAGCAACUGCCUUUCGAAGAGGCUCCUGGAGGGAAGGUUCUACAGAUCAUCGUAUGGGGAGACUACGGACGCAUGGACCAUAAAUCCUUUAUGGGAGCAGUUCAGAUACUUUUAGAUGAGCUGGACCUGUCUAACAUGGUGAUUGGCUGGUUCAAGCUCUUUCCUCCUUCCUCAUUGGUGGACCCUACCCUGGCCCCCUUGACAAGAAGAGCUUCCCAAACGUCAUUGGAUAGCCGGUCAUAGCAGUGUGUGGACUGAUAGCAUUGUUGUAGCAGCAGCACCCAGUGUUGAGGUUAAACAAGCUGCGACAGACCGGUCACGCCCCCCGGUUACACUGCAUGCUUGAUGUUGUGUCUUCUGAGCCUGUUUCUAGGGGUGCAAAUGUGAUCCUGUGUUUUGAGAAAAAUGUCGCACACAUUGUGCGUAGCGAGCGUCGCUCCCUCGGCCGGGUCUGAGCACCAACUCGGAUUAGAAGGCCGUAACGGACUCCUUAGCACCAGGAAUUGUCUCUAAAUCGAGCGAUUCCAGGUUUUCAUCCAAUCUAAGCCAUGGGGGUCGGAACUGGGAACCCGCUCGAUGAGUUCUACAGAAGCCCUUUUCGAAUGAAAAAUACAUGUUUUUGUUUAUAAUUAUUUUGUUUGUUUGUUUUUUGUUUGUUUUAUUGUCGAUGUACUUGUAUACCUGAAGGGGUGACUGUCCAGAAGCUUGGUCACGCCACGCCAACAGACCUAGCUAGAUGUGUAAAUGGAACUAUGAGGAUCAUUGCAAUUGGAGAGGUGGGAUGUCCCAACUAAAGCUCAAACUCCGAAUAUGAGGCCCUAGUCAAAAUAGUAGUAGAUCACACCAGAGAGACAAUACUAAAGUUACUAAAGGCAAUACAGAAGUGGCUACUGUACUAUCGACACUCCAGAAUCUAUUGAUCAGAACCCACAACAAGACUAACUUUUAUGACCUAACGUUAUUAUUUCUCUGUUGAUAUAUUGUAUGACAUUUAAAUGAAGAUUUAAAAAAAAAAAAAAGAUUUUUUUGCAUGGACAAAAAUUUAGCUGAAAAAAAAAGACCAUUAUUUUCUUGAGGCUGCGACUUGCAAAAAAAGAUGAAGAAAAACAAAUAAAACACAUCAGCCAUUUUCAACAAUUUAUAUUAUUUUUAAAUAUAAAUUUCACUAGUGCAUGGUUUUCAGAGGGGAGUGAAUGCAACAGCGUGAUAAAAAAAGACACAUUGUUUAUCAUUCUUUAGACCAUCCAUAACAUAAGUCUGUGUUUGGCAGACAUACAGUAAGAGAAACUCAAAGAAAAACUUUUGGAGUUAUUUAACAAAAAAAACUGUUUAUGUGACAAAGUGAUGAUGAAAAUAAAUGUAAAUUAUUUAUUUCAUUGUAAAGGUUUUACAAGCCUUAUAAAGAUAAACAUUAUGUGCAAAUUGUACACGUCUCUUUCUCUCCCUUGUCCCAGGGCAUCCCCCUGAUAUUGUCCAGAGUUUCAGGACUGUUGGUUCUUUUACAGCUCUGUAUCGUUUCAAUAUGUCUUUUUUUGGUGAUUUGUUUAACAAGCAUGUUGAAAAGGAUUUUCUGCAACAUGGCUUGGGCACACCUUAAAGUAACUCAGCAUGUUUUGAUAAAGAGGAUGUUUGGGAGUUUUGCAGUUUCUUGUACAGUGCAUGUCAACUUCGUUACCCCCCCCCCCCCCCCCCCUCGCCUUCAAUUGAAUUCUACAGAAAAUUCAUUAGUUACUUUCAUGGCCAAACUAUUAAAACAUUAUAACAAAACAUUCCACCAACCCCUAGAUCAUAUUUUAUUUCCACUUUUUCAAAAAGAAUGACAUGGAAAAAUAUUUUAUAUUCAUUGGAGGUUGACAAAAAAAGUUAUGGUUGCGAGUGUAUUUUACUUUAGUAUUGUUAACUAACAUGCAAAAAUAAUCUGUAUUGGUACAGCAAGAAGGAUAUUUAUAUCCAAGCAAGAAGUGGCAAACAUACAACUUAUGUACUGCAUAUUGCUGUGUAGUUCAGGCACUGUUUGUGAGGAUGAGCAAAACACAAGGUCAAACAACAUGGGAUAUUGCCACACAAUAUGAAUUUAGUUUUUUUUGUUUUUGUGAAAAUAUAAUUAAUUUCAUAUAUUUUUAUUAGUUUAUUUAUAAGCCAAGACCAGUUUAUUUUUUAUUUUUAGUAAUUGUAAAUGCUUCUUGUGUAUGGGAGGUAUAUGAAUCUUACAGUUAUGUCUGAAUGAAAAUAAACUGAGACGUUAUUCCUUUUCUAUGUUAAACCAAUACAUUCUAAUGCCCAUCCAAUAUCUUGUCGCUAUAACAAGAUAUAUACUUUCGUUUUUGAUUUACAUUGUACAUAUUAGAAAUUUGAAUAAAACAAGCAAACACAAAUAGAUGACAAUAUUUUGGAAUAGGAAUAAUGUCUCACAUGAUGACAAAGACAUGUUAUUUACCCUUUUGAAUGCCUUUUCUUUCUUUUGUUUUGGUGCAAUGUGUUUAUGCCAAGGCUAUGUCUUGGUGAAGUAUGGUUGAGUACAGAGAUUUAUCUAAGUUAUUUUUCAAAUAAAAAAUGGAUAUUACACUGACACUGAGUACCAGCGAACAAUA
Oncorhynchus kisutch (coho salmon) is the source of this 7399-nucleotide messenger RNA. RefSeq names its product regulating synaptic membrane exocytosis protein 2. Gene Ontology annotation, molecular function: small GTPase binding; transmembrane transporter binding. Gene Ontology annotation, biological process: regulation of synaptic plasticity; regulation of membrane potential; calcium ion-regulated exocytosis of neurotransmitter. Lineage: Eukaryota; Metazoa; Chordata; Actinopteri; Salmoniformes; Salmonidae. The coding region runs from base 552 to 5051 and encodes 1499 amino acids. Gene Ontology annotation, cellular component: presynaptic membrane; cytoskeleton of presynaptic active zone. The record is from RefSeq and is a predicted model, not a curated record. The transcript is spliced from 28 exons.